AUGGAUGGUUAUUUGCGUGAGAUAAAGGUUAUUGCUGAUUCCUUAGCUGCUAUUCAGUGUCAUGUCUCUAAUCAGGAUUUAGUUCAACAUACGUUGUUUGGUUUUGAUCGUGAUUCUGAUUAUGAUCAUAUAGUUACCACUCUGCUGCAUUACCCUUUCCCUCUUAGUUUUGAUGAUUUGCGCCCUAAGUUGCUUCUUCAUGAACAACGUCUGAAAAGUUCGAAGGAUGGUUUUGAUUCCUCCUCUCAGCAUGCCUUAGUUGCAGUUCAGUCUUUUGGUUUUGGUUCUGGUUCCUCCUCUAAACCAAAUUCAGGAGGGAGGAAUAGGGGGAGAAAUAACAGAAUUCGUGGGGGUAACAAUAAUCGAAAUCAGAAUAAUCGUGGUAAUGGUGGUGGUAAUGGGGGUAACAAUAAUUCUCGUGGUUCUGGUAACAACAACAACAACAAUGCAAAUCGGGGACGCUCCAAUGGUCAUCAAGCUACUUAUUGUCCUCAAAGAUUCAAUUCCAGCUUUAUUUUGCCUUCAUCUGAAAGUGUCACUCGAGCCUUAGCUGUACAGUCUGUUGAUGGUGAAGCUAAUGAUUCAGUUUGGUACCCGGAUUCGGGAGCUGCAUGUCACAUGGCCCCUCAUGAUGAUUGGGCAGGAUGCCCUGACACGUGA
Messenger RNA from Beta vulgaris subsp. vulgaris (sugar beet), 660 nucleotides. RefSeq lists its product as uncharacterized. The coding region runs from base 1 to 660 and encodes 219 amino acids. The transcript is spliced from 3 exons. The record is from RefSeq and is a predicted model, not a curated record. NCBI's taxonomy places the organism in Eukaryota, Viridiplantae, Streptophyta, Magnoliopsida, Caryophyllales, Amaranthaceae.